Saccharomyces cerevisiae S288C is the source of this 2931-nucleotide messenger RNA. It is a transcript of the gene PFF1, whose product is annotated as Pff1p. Gene Ontology annotation, cellular component: membrane; vacuolar membrane. NCBI's taxonomy places the organism in Eukaryota, Fungi, Ascomycota, Saccharomycetes, Saccharomycetales, Saccharomycetaceae. The coding region runs from base 1 to 2931 and encodes 976 amino acids. Gene Ontology annotation, molecular function: metalloexopeptidase activity. The record is from RefSeq and is marked reviewed. Gene Ontology annotation, biological process: proteolysis. The transcript has a single exon.
AUGAAAUUAAAAAGUGUAUUCAGAUCAGUUCUAAAGUACCGGAAAACAAAUUUGAGUUUGCUUCUAUUAAUCACCUAUUCGAUUAUUACGUUACUCUAUAUCUUUGAUCAUGAACGUUAUAAACUCAAUCUACCAAAAGAGGAUGAGCACCCUGAAUUCAAUGACUUAUUAGAAACAGCAUGGGGGGACUUACAGAUUAUCACGGCCUCUUUUCAUCCGUACACGUCCAAAGAAAAUGAUAAAGUACAUGAUUACUUGCUCAAAAGGGUUCUUGAAAUUACAGGGAAUUCUUCGUUUGCAAGUGUUUCAGAUGACAAAGAAAGCGAGAGAUCCAUAUUAUUUCAGCAACAAGAUCCUUUCAAUGAGUCAUCUAGGUUUUCGAGAGUGACAUAUUUUGAAUCUUCUAAUAUAUUAGUUAAGCUUGAGGGUAAAAAUCCUGAGGAAGAAGGGUUACUUCUUUCAGCUCAUUUCGACUCUGUACCCACAGGAUAUGGAGCUACCGAUGACGGCAUGGGUGUAGUGUCUUUACUAGCGAACCUCAAGUACCAUAUAAAGCACAGACCGAACAGGACUUUAAUUUUCAACUUUAAUAAUAAUGAAGAGUUUGGCCUACUAGGUGCAUCAACUUAUUUUGAUCACUCAUGGUCUAAUUUAACCAAGUAUGUGAUAAAUUUAGAGGGAACUGGUGCUGGUGGUAAAGCUGUACUGUUCCGAACUUCAGAUACUUCAACAGCAAGAAUAUACCAACAGUCUGUUAAGGAAAAUCCAUUUGGUAACUCUAUCUACCAGCAAGGUUUUUAUAGCAGAUAUGUCAGGAGUGAGACAGACUACAAGAUUUACGAAGAAAAUGGCAUGAGAGGCUGGGAUGUCGCAUUCUACAAACCGAGAAACCUUUAUCAUACCAUAAAGGAUUCAAUACAAUAUACCUCCAAGGCAUCUUUAUGGCAUAUGCUACAUACUUCCUUACAAUUAAGUGCAUAUGUGGCUUCUAAUUCAUUGGAUACAGCUGACCAAACGCCGGCUUGUUAUUUUGAUUUUAUCGGUUUGAAGUUUUUCGUUAUAAGCGCUAAAACGCUUUUCUAUUGGAACUGCAUAUUUCUAUUAGUUUCACCCGUUGUGGCCAUUGGCUUGUAUUUAAUUUCUCGUGAUAGAAUGACUUGGAAAUCUUAUUCAUGGCUAUCGUGGACACGCUUUCCUCUUUCAUUAGCCGCUGGUAUUAUUGUCCAAAAGCUUUUCUCUAACGACAUAAUUCGUUCCAAUCCUUUGACGUUCUCAAGGAACUACUUUUGGCCUAUCUCGGCUUUUUUCACUCAAGUAAUUUUUACCAGUUAUGUUCUGAUUAAUUGCUCCAAUUUUUUUUUCCCCUGUGCCGAUAUGAAAAGCCUAUCAAUUAUCGAAUUGUUCAUUAUUUUAUGGACCAUUUUACUUUUUACGUCGAAGUUAUUGUAUAGUUCCGACUAUAGGUAUACCGGGCUUUAUCCUCUCUCGAUUUUCUUUCUUCUGAGCACAAUAGCUGCUAUAUUGAGACUACUUGCACUAGCGUUGGGAAUGAGAACAAGGAAGAGGCUUGGUAGAGAAUGUAGGGACCAUCACUCCAAUUACAGCUCCCAUUCUCAAAUAGAUAUGGAACGAGACGGUCAGGAAAACUUGGAACAACCCCAAGAUCAACUUACAUCGUCACAAGACGAUCAAGCAAGUAUCCAAGAUGAUAAUGUGUCAACUACUUCAGCUGGCCCAUCACAUAAUGUUGACGAGGAUCAUGGUAUGGAUUCAUCGUCACAACAACAUGAUGAAAGGGUACCAUUACUGAAGGGGUCUAAUAGCAUGGAGGAAGGAUUGAGUACUAGAGAAAAUUCUCUAAAACUUGAGUAUACCGAUUAUGCCUGGAUCAUUCAAUUUUUGCUAAUUGUACCAAUACCAUCAUUUAUUUUGUUUAACAGUGUGGAUGUUAUCAUGGACGCACUAAACCAUACUGUCCAGGAAGGAAGUAAGGCUACAUUUGAUGUACUCAGGUUCGGAAUGGUGGGCAGUAUUUUGAUCGCGCUACCAAUUUUACCUUUUUUCUAUAAGGUCAACUAUAUCACAAUUUCUUUAACUGCACUGCUUUUCUUGAUUUCCGCAUCCAAAACGCUCCUAGUGCACCCCUUUACCAAUAGUAACCCAUUAAAAGUAAGGUUUUCUCAAAAUAUUGAUUUGUCUCAAGGGAACGCUGCCAGUGUACAUGUCCUUGGAAGAGAAGGAAAUUUUUUAAAACCUAUGCUGCAAGAUUUACCAAGUAUAAAAUAUAGCUCUACACAUAUUAACUGUACUUCCGUAACCAAUGGAAUGGAACUUUGUAUGUAUGAUGGAAUGCAACCUAAUUUAUUGAGCACGAAUGGAAAUACGAACAUCAGCAGUAUGGUCAAGGUUCAUGUUUUACAUAAUAACCGAAACUCAACAGAGAGAUCUCCUUACGAACCAAUAGUUGCAGAGUUACUUUUGGAGGUGAAGGAGAACAGGGCUUGCACUUUAACUUUUGAAAGUAGACAUCAGGCGAAGUCACCUGUCAGAGAAAUCACGGUAUAUCAAAAGAAAAAUUCGGCCCCACAGAAAGCUAAUAUCACGAAGACGAUCAAGUCUGCUUCUGGCAUAAACGAACUGCAAUUGCAUAAACUUGAUUUCGAUCAGGAAACUUACCAUAUCGGAGUCCAGUGGUUUCCAAAACUUUUGACGGAUGGAAAUGUAGAGGAUGACAAGUUGGGGACAAAAGACGAACUGUCUGUUUCUAUUAGCUGUUAUUGGGGAGAAUAUGAUUCGGAAUCGGUUGUAAAUGGUACCGCUGUUAGGAAAAUUCCAGCAUUUGAUGAAUUGAUAAAUUACGCACCUCUAAGUUUUUCCUUUACCAACGAACAGAAAGGAUUAGUUAUUGUCAAGGAUGCUAUAAUUUUAUAA